CGCGCCGCACGGCCCCCCGGCGCACCGCCUGGACACGGCGGAGAAGGUGCUGGAGUGCUGCCGCCAGCUCUUCGCGCGCAGGCCCGGCAGCCGCGUCCACGUGCUGCUCAGGGCACCUGGCUACAGCUGCCUGUCGGCCGCGUGGCAAGGCGGCGGCUCCGUCGCGCGUGCCGCCCAGCCGUCCACCACUUCCAGCCGUACAGCUUUUCGUCACGGACUCGUCUCUGUGAUGGCCCAGUUGCUUCGCAACGGCCACUGGAUGCCGAAGCUGAGGACGCCGCUGCUAAAGAAGUCAAUCCGCUGGCUGUCUGGCCUCCUCAGGAUCGGAUAA
Prorocentrum cordatum is the source of this 331-nucleotide messenger RNA. The record is from the annotation of a GenBank genome assembly. NCBI's taxonomy places the organism in Eukaryota, Dinophyceae, Prorocentrales, Prorocentraceae.